CCUCAGAUAUCACAAAGGGUAAACAGUUCGGCAGGCGGGGCGGCUGGUUUUGGAGCUCCGCCCAGAAACACAAAAAUCCAGCAAGGCUCGUGAAAGCGCGUAACAGCGGCGUGCAGGACCGCGGGCGGGCGCAUGCCACACCGAAAGAGGCGCGGAGAGGCGCGGCGAGGAAACAACGGCCAUCCCGGACAACUGAGCGUCUGUGCACUGACAGAGCAGCCUCGAUUUAGAGCUACAAAACACACAGCUGUGCCAUGGAGCUCUUUAGCAUGAACCACUACUAUGCCAUAGACAAGUGGAUAAACAAUGCAGUGGAUAAGCUAUUCGGAGAGAGAGAUCCGAGAGUGCGAGGAUGGCUGCUGCUGGACUCCUGCACACCUACUCUGCUCCUCACCUUCAUCUACCUCCUGAUAGUCUACCUGGGACCAAAAUACAUGAAGAACAGGCCAGCCUACUCACUGAAGAAUGUUCUGCUACUGUACAACUUCUCAGUCACCAUGCUGUCAUUCUACAUGCUGGUGGAGCUAAUUUCAGCAACCUGGUCAGCGGGCUAUCGUCUAAAAUGUCAAGCACUUUUUGACGCAGGGGAGGGCGACAUCAGGGUGGCAAAAGUGUUGUGGUGGUACUACUUCUCCAAGCUGAUCGAAUUUCUGGACACCAUCUUCUUCGUUUUGAGGAAAAAGAACAAUCAGAUCACCUUCUUGCAUGUUUAUCACCACGCCUCCAUGUUCAAUAUCUGGUGGUGCGUCAUGAAUUGGAUUCCUUGUGGACAAAGUUUCUUUGGGCCCACAUUGAACAGUUUCAUCCACGUGCUGAUGUACUCGUACUACGGUCUGUCCACCAUCCCGUCCAUGCACAAAUAUUUGUGGUGGAAACGCUACCUCACGCAAGCCCAGCUGAUCCAGUUUAUACUAACUAUAACACACACACUCAGUGCAGCGGUUUUCCCUUGUGGAUUCCCGCUGGGCUGCCUGCUGUUCCAGUCCAGUUACAUGGUUACACUCGUCAUCUUGUUCAUUAACUUCUAUUUGCAGACAUACAGAAAAAAGCCAGCAAGAGAUGACAAAGCUAGAGAGAUUGCGAGAAAUCACACAAACGGCGUCUCAUCCGUCGUCAACGGAGCCAAACAUAAGCUACAGUAACAACAGGACAUAACUCUUCAAGAUUCCUUUUCUCAAUCCAAUUAUGCUGAGACACUAAUCUGAUAGCAGGGAUAAUCCUCUGUAAUUAUUCUGUAAUUGUGGUUUUUGUAUAGGGUACUUUUUUAACCUUCCGUUUUUGUAUCAUGUUUUGGUUCAUUUCUCUAAAGACUUGACAGUAACUCAAUGUUCUGAGCAUUUGAAAAUAUUACAAGUCUCACUGAGACAUAUGCACAACCACAGCCAUUAUCAUGGGAAAAAUCUUACCAUCCAUCAUCAUUCAGAAAUUAAUUGGUGUAAACCUUUCUCACUCUUCGAGAAUCAUAUUCAGAAUCCAUGUAGGAAACAUAAAUUUGUCAUCACAAUAAUCCGGGACUGACCACUAUAAUAGUAUUGAGACUGUCAUUCACUGCAAGAUUCAUUAGAGCUCAGUUCUUUCUGCAGUAACAGUAAAAGUAACGUGUAUAAGGACUGAAUGUGUGGUAAAGCUGUUGGCAUUCAUAAGCACAUCAUUGUGCAUUCAUAAAAGCGGUGCCUUGCAGAAGUAUUCAAAAGCCAGGUAUUUAUUUUUCAUUUUGCCUUGUUACAAACAACCCCUCUUCAUGUAUUCAUGUGAACCAUCGGACUCAAACAGUAAUCCCUCUAAAACUGAAAUUCACUGUUUUUAAAUGAACCAAAAUAUGCCAUAUCCCACAUUUGCAAACCCUAGAUAUCGAUUCAUUCCUGGUGAGUGGUAUUUUUGUCACAGUAACUGUUUUCAGGUUUUUCAGAUCUAAAAACAUUACUACCUUGGGCUUAUUUAUAAAAUUAGCACCAGUUUUCAACCUUCAUAUACAAGGUACAAGUUCAUAAACUUAAUAUGAAUAAUUCUUAGAACAUUCUUGCAUAAACAGGUGCUUGAAUUGAGCCUCCAUAUGAUUGUCCACAUAUGGUUGAGUUUAGUUUUUUGCAUAAGAAAAUGCUUUUCAGUCUGGGUUGCCAAACAAAAAUGGCAGACUUGCACUGGCUGUGGGCUGUAACGGGAUCCAAGCAACAAAAAAUAUUUUUAACUAUCUGCAGUUUAAAAACAACUUGAACACUUGUGCACUGGUAUCGGUAUGUUCAUGUUAAGUUCUACUAUAAGCAUGAUUGAGUGGGUAUGGUAAUUAACGAUGCAAUACAGAUGCAGCAGCUAGAGAUUAGACUGAAAAAUGCUGGAGUAUUUUAUAGGCAUAAAUUAAAUGUUGCUGUUUUAUAAAUGAGGCCCUGAUGUUUGCUUAUACCUCAUGGCUGGUUUCUUCCACCUCCUUUACAUUGCCUGAACAUUGCCCUUAGACUGCAAUACUUAAGCUGUGCAACAGGUGGAUGAAAACAGGGUGAUUCAUAGACCUCAGUGACACUGUUUAAAUUCCAAGAAAUGUAGCUCUGAGAGCUCUGAUCUUCUGUUCCUGCUGAACUUCAACUUUUAUGGUUUUCAUGCUGUACAUAUACCUACAUUGUGUAUUCCACUUUCUAUUUUUUAACACUUGUGACCAGAACUGAUGAUUGGUAGCCUGGCGGUCAGAGUUUUAACAGUACUGUUUGUUCCUGCUGUCGCUGUGCUCUGUCAUAAUGUUCCACUGGAUUUUUUGCUGAAUGAUCUUUUUGGUCAGCUCUUUGCAUGGCUGAUACAGUAUUUUCUCUGAAAUACGUUUUCAGCAUCUCUUUCACUCACUAUACCUGCUGUAAGUUCUUUCUCCUGUAUGUGGAGAGUAGGUGCUAUGUCCGUGCCCUAUGCUGCUUUUUGAAAGACCAUGCAUGACAGCUAGACCUCUCCACCAUUCAGAGGCCUAAAUGCUAGCUAAAGCUAUCUGCAUACCAGUGCUUUCAAACAGCUAGAAUGUAGGCAAAAUGUACUGCACAAACUCCGCCACUCAGGCUAGUCGAUUCUCCCCCAUACAUGUCAGUGAAAUCCUCACUUUUCAGGCCUACUAUUUUCAAUUAGGGCAACUUUUUUUAAGUGACACUCUGCUGUAAAUUGUUCAUACAUUACCGAUGUAUGAAAACCAGCUCUGUAGGAAUUUAUUUUGCUCUACAUUAGAUAAUGUUGGAUUAUUUUCCAUUUUAUAACAGUUUUUACUUUGUAAGUACAAUUAGAAAGAUUCAAAUCUGAAACAAAUCAAGGUAACUUACUAAACAAUAAGUGCCUAUACUUGAGUUUGGCAAUGUUCUGUGGAAUAUUUGUUCUCACUUAAUGUAUAUGUUCGUUUUUAUGUUCCUUUGGAGAAUAAACAUAGUUCUUUGCAAAAUAA
Molecule: messenger RNA, 3409 nt
Organism: Colossoma macropomum (tambaqui)
Lineage: Eukaryota; Metazoa; Chordata; Actinopteri; Characiformes; Serrasalmidae
Gene: elovl2
Product: ELOVL fatty acid elongase 2
Exons: 8
Coding region: 255-1142 (295 amino acids)
Biological process (GO): very long-chain fatty acid biosynthetic process; sphingolipid biosynthetic process; fatty acid elongation, monounsaturated fatty acid
Cellular component (GO): endoplasmic reticulum membrane; endoplasmic reticulum
Molecular function (GO): fatty acid elongase activity
Source: RefSeq, a predicted model, not a curated record